Messenger RNA from Cydia amplana, 1976 nucleotides. Its product is annotated as sphingomyelin phosphodiesterase 1-like. NCBI's taxonomy places the organism in Eukaryota, Metazoa, Arthropoda, Insecta, Lepidoptera, Tortricidae. Gene Ontology annotation, cellular component: lysosome. Gene Ontology annotation, molecular function: acid sphingomyelin phosphodiesterase activity. The record is from RefSeq and is a predicted model, not a curated record. The transcript has 10 exons. Gene Ontology annotation, biological process: sphingomyelin catabolic process; ceramide biosynthetic process. Bases 1 to 1953 code for a protein of 650 amino acids.
AUGGCGGGAACGACUGCCGCCAAAUUGAUAUCUUAUGAUGAAGUCGAAGACUUGUUCAUAAAGUUUAUGGAGCACCGGUUAACUGAAAAUGAAGGCAAGACGCUGAACGACGUGUUCGAAAUACUCAGAAUGCCUCAAUACAUAUCUGAACAUUCACUCGAAAAAGUCUCUAAACCUCAAAUGAGUCUCCUUUGCUUUGGAUGCCGAGUAGCAGCAGCGGCAUUUUUUGACGGCGUAGCGAUAGGACUCCCAGAUUAUGUUCUUUCUUCGAUAAUGACGCUGUUCUGCACAGUACUGGGCAUCGGGACUUACGGCGUGUGCAAAGGUGCCUUGGAACUGUAUGUGCCUAUACUUGUCUACAUAAUAAAGAACACCCCUGAAGCCGAGCCAAAGACGUUUUGCGGGUUAGCCCUGCAAGUGGCGAACGACCCUGAUUUCUGCGCCUACGAUGAUCCCAGAUUCGACUGGCAUGUGAAUCUCCCGGAUCCUGUCCCGGUCAAGCACAAGAAACAAGCGAUUUAUUUCUUUCAGCGCCCGAUAUACAGAAACAAGCCCCUAAAAGUCGCCUUAAUCUCAGACGCGCACAUCGACCCUCUAUACAAACCGUAUGGAGUGGCCGACUGCGCUGAACCUGCAUGUUGCCGUGCUGGCCAAACCGCCCAAGUCCCCUCUAACUCCUACAUUAAUGAGUCGAUUUACGAAAAGAGUUUUAUCAGAUACGAUGAUGAAAUGUUAUUGGAUUUAAAAGUGGCUGCCAAAAUUAGAAAGAUGCGAUCUCAUAAGAGAAUUGAGCGUAAGAAAGCUGUCCCUGCUGGUUAUUGGGGCGACUAUAAAAAGUGCGACACACCGAUUUGGACGUUCGAUGACGUGAUCGACAGGAUUUCUAAUACACACAAGAGCGUUGACGUGGUGUACUACAUAGGUGACACCAUCGACCACCACGUUUGGGAGACCACAUACGAGCAGAACGACGCUAUGAAUGGUUACAUGAUCAAGAAAAUCAGGCGGAGCUUCGGCGACAAUGUGAUGGUCGUUCCUGUCAUAGGCAAUCAUAAAUCGCAACCUAUUAACCAAUUCGCCUCAGCAUCCGUUUCGGGGGACAACCUGAACACGACGUGGCUCUACAAGUCGCUCGCCAAAAAGUGGAAGUACUAUUUGCCCGAAAACGCGAGAGCCACUUUUUUGAAGCGUGGAGAUUACUCCGUGCUAAUCAGACCGGGGCUCAGGGCCAUCAGUUUGAACAGCAACGUGGCCUAUAAGUAUAACUGGUGGCAAGUGUACGACCCUCUCGAUGCUAAAAAACACUUAGAUUGGUUGGUAAAUGAACUGCACAAGGCUGAGCUAGCGGGUGAAAAAGUACACAUACUGACACACAUAGCCCCAGGCGAAGCCGACCUCACCUACACAUGGACCAGGGAGUAUAACAGAAUUGUAAACAGGUUCGCUUCUACGAUAGCCGCGGAAUUCAACGGGCAUACGCACGCGGACGAGUUCAGGGUAUUCUACAGCCCGUCGGGCCAAGCCGUGCGAGUGGCGUGGAACGCGGGCGGUAUCACCACCUUCUCCAACUUCAACCCUAAUUAUAAAAUAGUCAAGUUCCAUCCUUUCACAUAUGAACCCACGAACAUCGAGAACUACAUCUAUAACCUGACCCGCGCCAACCUCACGCCAAAACGUAGACCCCACUGGUUCAGACUCUACGACUUCAAGCGAAAGUUCCAACUGCCCGACUUGUCGCCUGCCUCAAUGAACGAUCUGGUUACCAGAAUGGUCACAGAUAAAAAACAACUCUUAAACAUAUAUUCAGAUUACUUCUACAAGAUGAGCGACGCGAGACCACAGUGCAAUAUAGACUGCAAACUGGAGGAACUCUGUAGGGCCGUUGUGACAGUUUUGUGGGAAAGACAGAAAUGCGAUGAUCUAAAGGAGUUAUAUUAUAAUGGUUUUAAAUAAAAUACCUAAUAACUAUCGUGUAA